This is a messenger RNA of Limanda limanda (common dab), 2468 nucleotides long. It is a transcript of the gene nrg2a, whose product is annotated as neuregulin 2a. Gene Ontology annotation, biological process: animal organ development; nervous system development; intracellular signal transduction. The record is from RefSeq and is a predicted model, not a curated record. Lineage: Eukaryota; Metazoa; Chordata; Actinopteri; Pleuronectiformes; Pleuronectidae. The transcript is spliced from 10 exons. Gene Ontology annotation, molecular function: signaling receptor binding. Bases 130 to 1929 code for a protein of 599 amino acids.
GAGGAGAGGCGCUCUAACAGGCUCAGAGUCUGGUGGUGCCCACUUGCCACACGUUCCCAGUAGGACUACCUGUGUAUUUUUUUUUCUCUUCUGUCUUUUCGUGAGAGGAUUUACUUUGUGCUGGCAGCAAUGACGGAGACCAAGAGGAAAGAUAGGAAAGGGAGAAAGAAGGGGGGUAAGAAAGGAAAUAAGGAGAAGGAGGCUGAUCCCACCAAAGUUGCGGCUCCCAAGUUAAAACCGAUGAGGAAUCCAAUAAUAGUGGACGAGGGGAAACGGCUCACAGUAAAGUGUGAGGCCACAGGGAAUCCUCUCCCCACCUACAGAUGGUUCAAAGAUGGCAACGAGCUGAAGAAAAACAAAAAAGUCAAAAUAAGGAACACCCCGAAAAACUCCAGAGUCCAGAUCAGCAAAGCUCAACUGGAGGAUUCUGGGAAUUACACAUGUGUGGUGGAGAACCCGCUGGGAAAGGAGAACUCCACUGGCACCGUAAACGUCCAAAGCAUCACCACAACGCAAUCUCCAGGCUCAGGCCACACCAGAAGAUGCAACGAUACAGAGAAGGCCUACUGUGUGAAUGGCGGCGACUGUUACUUCAUAGACGGUGUAAAUCAGCUCUCCUGCAAAUGUCCGGGUGGAUACUUUGGCCCCCGAUGCUUACAGACCGAGCCGCUGCGGUUGUCCAUGCCCAAUCCAAAGGCUGAGGAACUCUACCAGAAAAGAGUCCUGACAAUCACGGGUAUUUGUGUGGCUCUGCUUGUCGUGGGCAUCGUGUGUGUGGUUGCCUACUGUAAAACCAAGAAACAAAGAAAGAAGAUGCACAAUCAUCUGCGACAGAACAUGUGUCCAGAACAUCCCAAUCGUAACCUAGCUAACGGACCCAAUCACCCCGGACCAGGCCCAGAGGAAAUCCCCAUGGUAGACUACAUAUCAAAGAAUGUCCCUCCAACUGAGCGAGUCAUACGACCUGCGACAGAGGGGUCGUUCCCUGCCAGCCACGCCUCUUCAAGAUCUCACAACUCUUCCACACGCGCCCAUUCAUCACCUCACAGACAUGAGGAGCGGACAUGGAGCCUGGAACGCUCGGACAGUAUCCUGUCUGACUCGCCGGGAAUGAUGUCAUCUUCCGUGGGGACCAGUAAAUGCAGCAGUCCCGCGUGCAUGGAGGCACGGGCCCGGCGCGCUGCACACUGUGGUUACUCUGACCCCCACCGGCCGGGCCUACAGUAUGGGGAAUCCUUCGACUCGCUGGGGGACUCUCCGCACAGUGACAGAUACGUGUCAGCCCUGACGACACCAGCCCGCCUCUCGCCAGUGGAUUUCCAUUACUCAUUGCCCCCACAGGUGCCUACCUUCCAGAUCACAUCCCCCAAUACCAGCCAUGCGUUGUCUCUCCCUCCUGCUGUCCACAACCCCUACCCUCUGGAGGACGACCAGCCGCUGCUGCGCCGCUACCAGGUGCCCUUACACGAUGCCCAGUGCCAGGAGCCUUACCGCCAGCAGCGUCGCACUUAUCUUAAUGACAGCAGGGGGAGCCUGCCUGCCAGCCCCUACCGGCUGGCUGAGGAAGAAGACUAUGAGACCACCCAGGAGUAUCUCUCCUCUCGAGGGGAGCAACCAAAGAGAAGUGGGUCCGGUGCAGCUGGUAGCCGGCGCUGGAGGAGAUCCAGACUGAACGGCCAUGUGGCCCCACGUGGAUAUGAGGCAUCUCGGGACUAUGGGUCUCGAAGCUGCCUAACGGAUAGUGAGUCAGAGGAAGAUGGUGAGAGCACGCCCUUCCUCAGUAUGCAGAAUAUGAAUGCUGAGCCCUCCACCAUCUACAGGCCGGUGGACAGUCGGACUUCUCACUCAUCGGGGCGGCACAGUGGGCAUGGGAACAUGCAUACAAGACUUACACACUCACGCUCCAAACCGGACAACACACCCCAUUAAAGAGUGAAAAUGAACCAACAAAAAUAAAUGUAGUAUAGACCUGCAUCUAUAAGAAAUAUUUUUAUUUUAUAUAACUGACAGAUAUUCUAAACAAAUGAAAUAUUUAUUUUCAUUUUAGCAAAAGUUGUCUACUAGUUAACAGCAAAGACUUUUUUAUAGGGAAAACUCUAUUUAUAUGUACAUUUUGAUUUACAGCAUAAAAAGAUGUGCCAGUUUUUUCACAACGUAAAAAAAUAGAGUAAUAUUGUGGUGCCUUUUGCUGUAUGCCGAUGCCAGAGGGCCAGUGGAGGUUUUUGUAGCCUUUCUUAUAUGGACGCCUCAUUUUUUAUACACGUUUAUGUUUUUGUUUUUUUCCUGUUUUACUUUCUUUUCAAGUUGCAUUCUUUGAGGAGUCUAGCCCCACUGGAACAUAACCCCUUCCAUAUCACGCAAUAUAAACCACUUCAACAUAAAGUGUAUGUUUACAUUAAUAUGAUUCACCUGUAGGGUUUAUGAUUUGGGAUUUAAUAGAAAAUGCCUGAUAAAUACAAUGUAAAUCC